This is a messenger RNA of Paramuricea clavata, 324 nucleotides long. Lineage: Eukaryota; Metazoa; Cnidaria; Anthozoa; Malacalcyonacea; Plexauridae. The record is from the annotation of a GenBank genome assembly.
AUGCCACUGGAUUGGUUAAAUUAUCUCUCUUUUGUAGAAACCGAUCAAGAGGAAAAUGUUAAUUCGAAUGUUUCGAUGCAACUAGAUUAUAAUCCUACGAGAGAGAAUCCGGUAGAAACGCUACCAUUGACUAAGAUGUCACCUCGGACUAACUUUCAUAAUAAUACCAACGUUAUUCCCGAUGAAGUUCUACACACGCCUAUUGCGUCACUGGGCGCUGAUUCUAGUGAUGUGUGCAUGGAAGAUCAGUUAAAAGCAUAUCGACUCAAACCAAAAACGGUAAGCCGCAUCAAGCAAUGUCCAAAUCCCACGCAACCCAAAAAG